AGACAGAGGUCUCAAGCGCUGCUGAGGAUAGGAACUGACAUCAGAGGACUAUGCCUAGAGGACAUCACAUUAAUAAUAACAGUUACAAGGUUAUGGAAAGAAAUGGGCAGUUGUAGUUAUUGACAGUUUCUGAAGUAUGCCAAAUUGCGAUAGUGUGAAAGUGGCCAUACGGGUGAGGCCUUUCAGCAAGAGAGAGAAGGAAGCAGGAAGUAGAUGUAUUAUUUCCAUGAGAGACAACUGCACAACUAUUUAUGAUCCAAGGAAUCCAGCUAAUGAAAAAACAUUCAAAUUUGAUCUUGCUUACUGGUCCCAUAAUGGGUUUUUGAAGAAUAAAGAUGGCACACUAGUUCCAACUGGUACAGAAAGCAGAUAUGCUGACCAGAACACGGUAUUCUCUGAUCUUGGCCAGGGGGUGUUGGAUAAUGCUUGGCAAGGCUACAAUGCUACCUUACUUGCUUAUGGCCAGACAGGGUCAGGAAAGAGUUAUUCUAUGAUUGGAUAUGGAGCUAAUCGUGGCAUAAUUCCAGUGGUCUGCGAAGAGCUGUUCAAAGUUGUUGAAAACAAAAAAGAAUCCUUGGUUUUGCAGGUAACAUUCAGUAUGCUGGAAAUUUAUAAUGAACAGGUGACAGAUUUGCUAUCUAAAACCAAGAAGUCUGGGGGUCUGAAGGUGCGGGAAGACCAGCAUCAAGGAUUUUAUGUUGAUGGCCUGAAACGUGUGCCCUGUGAAAGCUAUGCACAAAUUGAAAAGCUGAUGGAACAAGGUAAAAAAACAAGAACAACCGCCUCAACAAGCAUGAAUUCGAGCAGCAGUCGCUCCCACAUGGUGAUCACCAUUCAUUUUAAGCAGAUUUUUUUAGAGGAUGAUAUUACUAAACAAUCAGUUAUUAACUUGGUGGAUCUUGCCGGGAGUGAAAGACAAAAAUCAUCUGGUUCUGAAGGAGAUCGCCUAAGAGAAGGAGCUUGUGUGAAUCUCAGCUUAACAACCCUUGGGAAUGUAAUCAGUGCACUUGCUGAGGCUGCAAUGGGCAAAAAAGUCCUACAUAUUCCAUACAGAGAUUCUGUCCUGACAAAACUUCUGCAGUCUGCCCUGGGAGGAAAUAGCAGGACUGUUAUGGUUGCUGCAGUGAGUCCAGCUGAUAUAUGCUAUGAGGAAACUUUGUCUACACUAAGAUAUGCUGAAAGGGCAAAGAAAAUUAAGAACAAAGCAAUUAUUAAUGCAAGUCCCACCGAGCGCCUUCUUAAAGAGCUUAAAGCAGAAAACAACAAAUUGUUAUCCCGACUUGCUGGACUUGGGAAUUCAGGAAAGAAGGUGGAGCAAGAAACAAAAGAACUUAGACGAUUGUUUGCAGAAAAUGAACUGCGGAUCCAGGCAAUGCAAUCAGCUUGGGAACUUCAGCUACAAGAGGCCAGAAAAGAAUGGGAGCAGCAGUUUGCUACAAUUACACAGGAGAGGUGCAUGAUGCAGUCAUUUCCUUAUCUCUUGAACAUUAAUGAAGAUCCACAACUAUCGGGAGUUCUUAAGCAAUUUAUCCAAGAAGGAACAUCUGAUGUUGGCCAGGCAGCUUCUAAUGAAAUAACAUUGACAGGUUUAGGAAUUUUACCAAAACAUGCUACUUUUACAAACAUUGAAAACAAGGUGCUGGUAAAGCCAUAUGGCAAGGCUAAAGUGAUUGUGAAUGGAGUACCCAUUUUUAUGAACACCAAACUGCAACAUCUGGAUCGUAUAAUCCUUGGGUCAAAUAGUGCAUAUAUAUAUAUUGGAUUUCCAGAUGAACGUGGACGCGAAGACAUCAGCAAGUUUGACUAUGAUUUCUUUCAAUCUGAACUGGCAGCAGCUGAAGGCUUCAGUGUAGAUAAACUGGGGGCUAUGCACAAUAAAACUGGCAAACCUGACCCAAGUGUGCUGGCAGUCUUCCAUGACUAUAUUAAAUUGAUGCCGUUGGUUGCUGAAGCAAAUCAGAUGAGUGAAGAACUUAUGAAGGAUCUGAUAUUUGAGCUUAAGGUGAAAAACUUAGCAUUGACUGAUUCAAGAGGUUAUGAUCUUCAAAAAGAAAUAAUGGUCAAAGUGACCAAUAAAAGUACUCAACAGGUAUGGAUAUGGUCAAAAUCCAAGUUUAUUAACAGAAAGUUUUUGAUGGAAGAACUGUACCAGAAAUUCCUGGAUGGCAAUAUGACAUUGGACCGUGAAAGUGAUCCGUUCUGGGAUCCAGUGGAGGCGAUUCAUUUAGGAUCAGCUCACAUCUGGCUUCAGUCCCUAGCUUAUUGUAUGAAAUUGGAAGAACAGACAGAACUUCUGGAUUCUGAAGGGGCACAAGAAGCCAUUAUUAUGAUAAAUAUUACUCCUUGCUCCAGUUGUGGAAGGCCCUUCAGUGAAGAUGAUGUUGUUGUUGAUCCUCUGGAGUUAUUAGGAAGAAAAAUAUUUUUCCAGAUUCAUAUACUACAGUGUCUUGGUGUUCGAUGGCUAAAGGAAGCCACAGAGAGAGGAAUACAAAUAGGAUAUCGCUUUUUUGAUGUUUCUCAGUCAAUAUAUACAAAACCAGUCUGGAAAAAUGUUAAUCCUGUGAUUGAUCAUAGACUGAAUUUUCUUGCAUUAAACAUUUCCAAUGGACUCUUGAGUUACCUUCAAAAAAAUGCAUUGGUUGUAGAUCUAUGGGGUAUUCAAGAGGGAUGUCCUGAAUUUAACUGGUCUUUGCUCGACAUGGACUACACAAAUGAAGGAUGUAUUUUGAUUGAUAGUAUGAAAAGUUUACUUCCUAAUUCCAAUUUGGUGGACCCAAAUAGUCAUGUAUCUGAACUUUAUUUGAAAUUGUUAAAGCUGGAACAAGAAACAGAACUUUUACGGGACAUAAAUAGAUCCUUAAGAGAAGAGAAUAUUUUUCUUAAAGAAACACUGAAGCAGUCUGACACAUGGAAAUGCCAAGGCUAUGGCAAAUCAGUGAUAGGUUCAUGGCAAGAAAAUUCUACCAAAAAAACCUUUUCUGCAAAUUCUACAAAUGAAGAAAUGAGGUUGUCUGGGCCUAGGACAAGCUACGAUGCAGAUUUUGCGAAAGCCCUUAAAGUUUUUUACCAAAGUAUGAACACAAUUAGAGGGCAUUUCUUACGAUUGAAACACUAUAAACCACCGGAAGAAGAGAACAUUUAUCUCUUGCGACUUUUUACAGAGAAGCAGUCACAAAUGUUUAAAGAUUUUUGGCAACAACUUGAGUCUUGUAUCUGCAAGCUAAAAAAUGACGUGGCAGCCAUUGUAAAGAAAAAAAGACAAGAUGUUGCUUUUGGCAAAAGUUAAAGUUGUGAUAUUUAAGUAAAUUCACUUCAGUUGCUUUGUUCCCAGGAAUUAUUCACAAAUAUUUGAGCAGAACACAGCUUAAACAAAAAAGUGCAACUUUUGUAUAGCAGAAAAUACUGUUUUUGUAAUCUGCAUGUUUACAUAUCUCAUACUCCAAGCUUUGUAGUACAGUGCAGUCUAUGAAGGAUGUAGAUAAAUUUCAAGCACACUUGAGAACACUGAUGUUGGGGCAUCCACUUGGCAAAUGAGUAAAUAAAGGUAAGGCAUUAAAAAAAAAUCUGAAUGCGUCAUUUGUCCUGGGGAGUCACAGCGGCAGGGACAUCAGGCGGCGGCAGGAGGAGGAAGGUCGAAAACUGCUGCGGUGGAGGGGGCUGCAGUGAAGAUUGCUGGUAAGGCUGUGUGGGCAUGCUGGGAGUUAUAGUUUUGCAACGUCUGGAGGGCCACAGUUUGGAGACCUCUGUGUAGUGGUCUCCAAACUGUGGUCCUA
Messenger RNA from Hyla sarda, 3773 nucleotides. RefSeq names its product kinesin-like protein KIF28. Gene Ontology annotation, biological process: cytoskeleton-dependent intracellular transport; microtubule-based movement. Gene Ontology annotation, molecular function: microtubule motor activity; microtubule binding; ATP hydrolysis activity. Bases 137 to 3286 code for a protein of 1049 amino acids. Gene Ontology annotation, cellular component: microtubule; kinesin complex. The transcript has 24 exons. Lineage: Eukaryota; Metazoa; Chordata; Amphibia; Anura; Hylidae. The record is from RefSeq and is a predicted model, not a curated record.